Aspergillus pseudonomiae is the source of this 1407-nucleotide messenger RNA. RefSeq names its product transcription factor domain-containing protein. The annotation marks the transcript as partial. Gene Ontology annotation, molecular function: DNA binding; DNA-binding transcription factor activity, RNA polymerase II-specific; zinc ion binding. The record is from RefSeq and is a predicted model, not a curated record. NCBI's taxonomy places the organism in Eukaryota, Fungi, Ascomycota, Eurotiomycetes, Eurotiales, Aspergillaceae. Gene Ontology annotation, biological process: regulation of DNA-templated transcription; DNA-templated transcription. The transcript has 2 exons.
AUGGAGCCACAACCAUCCGCCACCCCAGAAAAACCGCCGAAACAGGCGUGCGACAAUUGCCGUCGACGCAAGAUCAAGUGUUCGAGGGAGCUUCCAUGCGACAAGUGCCAGCGUCUUCUUCUCUCCUGCUCCUACAGCGACGUGCUCCGUCGCAAGGGUCCCAAGUUCCGCACGCUGUACCCUCUCGCGCCCAUCCAUCCCCUCGCUUCACGACCGCGUCCCCUCACCAAGGAAUGGCUGCCCCCAGACCCAGGGGCCUGCCAUUUGGCGUCCCCGACGUCGCCGCCGUUCACAGUCGUGGACGCCCAGUAUCCACAUCCUGACUUCUCGGAGUCGUUCACUCGCAUCCCACCCCCAGAUCUCGUCUCCUCGCCCGAUUCGACAAACUCGCUCUUCGACUCGUCCACCAUCGGCGCGCUCCCCGCCCCGCGCCGCCUCUCCGCGCCAAUCCUCCUGGCCCAUGUCAAUGUCUUCUUCAAGUACCUGUUCCCCAUCAUGCCCAUCGUGAGACAGGACCAGCUGCAGCAGGACAGCCACCAGCCCGAGCGCUUGUCUCCCCAGCGCUACGCGUUCCUUGCCGCUCUCUGCGCAGCCACGCACAUCCAGCUGAAGCUGGACGGUGCAACGCCGGGCCCCGACUCGGCUUCCGGGCAAGCCACUAUCGACGGCCACCCCAUGUUGUCCGGGGAUGAACUCCUGGCCGAAGCCGUGCGCGCAAGGAAGGAGUACAACGUAGUCGACGAAAUCAACAUGGACAACCUCCUCACCUCGUUCUUUCUCUUCGCCGCCUACGGAAACCUAGACCGACAGGACCAGGCUUGGUUCUACCUCAGCCAGACUAUGUCCAUGGUCUUCACGCUUGGCCUGCAACGCGAAUCCACAUACUCGAAAUUAAGCGUCGAGGAAGCCGAAGAGAAAAGGCGGGUAUUCUGGCUGCUAUUCGUCACAGAAAGAGGCUACGCAUUACAACAAGCCAAGCCCGUCAUGCUCCGCAACUCCAUCCACAAACCGCAGGUGCUCUGCUCCGACGACCCCAUCCUCGCCUACGGCUUCAUCAAUCUCAUCAACGUCUUCGAGAAGCUCAGCCCAAACCUGUACGACUGGGUGUCAGCCGGCGGCGGCAGCAGCGCAGACGGCGAGGCGCCACCCACUUCGUCCAUCCAAUGCAGCCUAGCCAAGCAAAUCUCGCUAGAAGGCGUGUCCGAGAUCCAGAAAGUCGACAUCCUGAUCACGCAGCAAUGGCUACAAGCCAUGAUGUGGAAGCUGUCCAUGACGCACGCCACGCAGCCCGGGUCGCGCGACGACGCCGUGCUCCCCUUCCACCUGCCCGUGCUGGUCGGCAAGGCCGUCAUGGGUGUCAUCACCGCGGCAUCGCAAGGCGCCGUGGACGCCCACGGCAUCGGAAUG